Malania oleifera is the source of this 534-nucleotide messenger RNA. RefSeq lists its product as uncharacterized. The transcript is spliced from 2 exons. Bases 1 to 534 code for a protein of 177 amino acids. NCBI's taxonomy places the organism in Eukaryota, Viridiplantae, Streptophyta, Magnoliopsida, Santalales, Ximeniaceae. The record is from RefSeq and is a predicted model, not a curated record.
AUGCCAGCAGAAGACCCGAGGCCAGCUGCUGCAACCAGCUUCUCCACGCCUCAUAGCACAGCCGGCUGUUCCUCUCCUCUGCAGAAGUCUCCAAACAGCAGCCCCCCUGCUGCUAUACUAGCAACCAUAAGCAGCAGCAACAUCUCCAGCACACCAGCAGUGGAGCUCCUCUUCUCCAGCGAGAGGCCAUCAUCUCGAGCUCCUUUACAACCUGCUGCACAGCCCACCCCUCUGCCCUCUCCUUCAUUCUCUCUACUCUCAGCCAUACUAGCAGACACCAUCGUGCCCUAUGCACAACUCCCAUCCCACUCCAUACUAGCAGAAGACCCGAGGUCAGCUGCUGCAACCAGCUUCUCCACGCCUCAGAGCACAGCCGGCUGUUCCUCUCCUCCGCAGAAGUCUCCAAACAAUAGCCCCCCUGCUACUAUACCAGCAACCACGAGCAGCAGCAACAUCUAUAGCACACUGGCUGUGGAGCUCCUCUUCUCCAGCAAGAGGCCAUCAUCUCGAGCUCCUCUACAACCUGCUGCAUAG